Messenger RNA from Anarrhichthys ocellatus (wolf-eel), 744 nucleotides. Its product is annotated as dual specificity protein phosphatase 13. Gene Ontology annotation, cellular component: cytoplasm. The record is from RefSeq and is a predicted model, not a curated record. NCBI's taxonomy places the organism in Eukaryota, Metazoa, Chordata, Actinopteri, Perciformes, Anarhichadidae. Gene Ontology annotation, biological process: negative regulation of MAPK cascade; protein dephosphorylation. Gene Ontology annotation, molecular function: protein tyrosine/serine/threonine phosphatase activity; MAP kinase phosphatase activity.
AUGACAGUCAGAGGCUGCAGCAGCCAAAGCAAAGGCAACAGACAGCAGCAAGGAAAUAACGUGGUUUUACACCAUUUAAACUUGGGAAUGACAGACACACAACUGUUCUCUGAGGUGAGAUGUGACGGUCGAGACUCUGAGCAGAGAACUGCCAGCAACACAGACCCAGAAGAGGAGGAAGAGUGCUCAUGUGCGACAGAGGACUCAAAGAGGACGUGGACGACUCCGUCUCUCCAGGAGCUGGAGGAGGUUUUGCAUUCAGCUCCCCGCUCCUGUCGCCACAGAGAUGAGGUGUGGCCCAACCUGUAUCUGGGGGACAUGGUUAUGUCUCAUGACAGGCUGGGGCUCUGGCAGCUGGGCAUCACUCAUGUGCUGAACGCAGCGCACGGAAAGCUGUGCUGUAAGGGCAGUGAUGGCUUUUAUGGAACCACAGUGAGAUACUACGGCGUCCCAGCCAACGAUCUGCCAACAUUUGACCUUUCACCUUUUUUCCACCCUGCUGCUGAGUUCAUCCACCAGGCUUUGACAUCAGGAGGGAAGGUGUUUGUGCACUGUGCUGUGGGUGUGAGUCGCUCAGCUGCGUUGGUCCUAGCCUACCUGAUGAUUCAUCACCAACUCAGUCUUCUGUCCUCUACACGCUGUGUGCAACAGAAACGCUGGAUUUUCCCAAACAGAGGCUUCCUGGGACAGCUUAUAGCCCUGGACCGAAGGCUGCAGGGCGAAGGGUCGAAUGAGGCUAAAUAA